AUGGAGCACCCAGACGACCGUAGUCAUCAACUGCGAAAAAGCGAAACUAAAUCCGAGGAGCGGCAGCUGGAUUACAAAGCAGAGGAAUUGUGUGGAAGAAGGCGAAAUUGUCCGGAGCGGAGCAACGAGCGAAAAGAGGUGAGAACGUCGAAGUCAUCUCGUCGGCUCCUGCGCACGCCCACAGGAACGUCCCCUACCUCACGUGACUCAGUUCAUGUUCAAACAUUGAAACCAGCCUAUAAACAUCUCCGAGAGCUUAUGGACUGA
Molecule: messenger RNA, 267 nt
Organism: Necator americanus (New World hookworm)
Lineage: Eukaryota; Metazoa; Nematoda; Chromadorea; Rhabditida; Ancylostomatidae
Exons: 1
Coding region: 1-267 (88 amino acids)
Source: RefSeq, a predicted model, not a curated record